GGCUCCACCUCAGCUCCAGAGGUCUCUCCAUCUCUCUCUGCACGCAGAAGGAAAUUUCACACAGAGGGAGGAAACACCAUGGCAAAAGAUCCCCAGGAGAUCUCUGAGGAAUUCUAUGUCCAAGAUGCACAAACACCUAAAGCUACGAAAGAACUCUCCAAGAGAUACAAGAUCUGUGGGGUGUUGCUUUGCAGCCUAGUGCUCUCUGUCAUCCUGACGUUUCUUGGGUUCUAUUAUUUUUUGAAUCCGCCACCUAAAAAAAUCUAUGACAUGGAGCACACAUUUUUCAGCGAAGGAGACAAGCAGAAGAUACUGAUGAAGAUAGACCCUCAAAGCAGGACAGAGAUCUUUCAAACUGGAAAGGGCAACAAGGAGGUUCUGGAAAUACAUGACUUCAAAAAUGGAAUAACAGGCAUCUUUUUUGUGGGAGACCCGAAGUGCUUCAUCCGAAACCAGAUUAAAGGGAUUCCUGAAACAUCCAACGUGGACAUGGAGGAGCUGGAAGAUGAGGAAAUUACAGAUACCUAUUUCGAGCAGUCUGUAGUCUGGAUUCCAGGGGAGAAGCCUAUUGAAAAUAAAGAUUUCCUGAAAGGUUCCAAGAUCUUUGAGCUCUGCAAGAAUGUGACUGUGUACUGGAUCCACCCGACCUUAUUAAGAGAGCCAGAACCUCUUGACUUUGAAAAUGAAGGUCAGGAGGAGGAAGAGGAAGAGGAUCAGAUUCUGAGAGACAAGCAAGACUGGGCUAGACAUCAGGAGGGAAAGGAAGAGCAACACUUGGCUAAGGAUGUAAGACCAAGUACCAAACGUCAGGCCCGGCAGCUCACAGAAGAGGAUUUCCCUGUGAAUGAUUACUCACAGAAUGGACUGGAGUUCCAUCCCCUGUGGGACGAGAGAGGAUAUUGCUGUGCCCAGUGCCGCCGUGCCCAUCGAUACUGCCAGAGGAGGCCAACAUUCUUCGCUUCCCACACCAGAAACCCCGCCCACCAGAAACCUCCCACGCACCUACCAAUCAGCAUCCUGUACGGUGUUUACUGGCAACAGGUUGAACCAAUCCAGUGACGACUUCUUUUGCCUAUGCUGCAAAGUUGUCUCCUCUGAAGGCAGCUUUGUAGAUGCACAGCCUGUGUAACUUCCCUGCACACAUUCAUGUUCCAAUGUGAGGACUCUCUUCUCCCAGCUGAUUGCCAAAGUGACUGGUGUAACUGUGCUAGGGCAGCACAGCCAAAGCCACCCUAAGGUGCCACAGCUUGAUGCCUCAAACCCUAGGUCAGAACUCUUUUUCUGACUGGUUGCAAAAUUUUACAGGAAAAGGUAAAUGUGUUUUUUAAAUUAAUAAAUUUUAAAAAACAACCACAAUUACUUAGAGCCACUCGAAUUUUCCCAGCCUCUCAACUUAGCUAGAGUUCCAUGCUGUGGCUUCACGAAGUAGAAAACACAAUCAUUUUCCACUCUAGCAGCCUGCUAAACAGCCACACGAGGGCAGUCCUUUGAAAGAAAUUUCUUGUCUAUAUCUAAAUUAUAGAAUCAUACAAUUAGAGAGUUGGGAUGCACCCAGUCAUGUAGUCCAGCUCCCUGCAAUGCAGGUAUGACAGCGAAAUAGUCCCUGACAGAUGACAAUCCAACCUCUGCUUAAAAACCUCCAGGGAAGGAGAGCCCACCACAGUCUCAAACAACUCUUGUUGCCAAAAAGUUCUUCUGCUUUCUUGACAUUUGAAUCCACUGGUUCGAGUCCUGCCCUUUGGGGGCAGCAGUAAACAAGCUUGUGCCGCGUGACAGCUCUUCAGAUAUAAUUUCAGAAGAAGCAAAGCAAGCCCAACCACAUUUAUAGCUUUGGCUCAAUACUCCCACAAGUUCCCCGUAGCAGUACAGUCCAGGGCUUGGAAUGAACUAGUCCAGUUUAACAAAGUUCACCGAAUUAGUCCAAGAUUUCUCAACUGUACCUGAAUGUAGUUCUCAGAACUGCCAGGUAAACAAAAUUUGUUUCCCAAUAAAACUUCAGUUUCCAGUUCAUCUCCUCUUACACUUUAGAAUCUUUGGGCCUUUGAGCUUAAAGGCUAUAAUUGUCGGUGGCAGGGGGGGGGUGCAAUUAAUCCAUUCACAUUCCACCAUGAGCUGGACACACGUGAACUGGAAUUAGCUCCUUUGGGGACAUGCCGAACUAGCUCUUUCAUAAUAUUUUCAGUCAUUGGAACAUAAAUGAAAAGGGGUGUCUUUCUGCAGGAUAGCAUCAAUGCCAUGCAUCCCUUUAGAGAUGAGGCAUCAGAUAUACAGCCCGCCAUUGGAAGAGGGCGUCUCUGCAUCUCUUAUUUCUUAACCUACAGGGCUGCCCAUUUCACUACAGUGGUACCACUGGAUGCGAACGGGAUCUGUUCCGGAGCUCCGUUCGCAACCAGAGCAGUGCGCAACCUGAAGUGCUGAAUCUGCACAUGCUCGCCGCGCAAGUCUUUACUUCUGCGCAUGUGCAAAUUGCCGAACACGGAAGUAACCUGUUCCGGUACUUCCGGAUUGGCGCGUUCGUAUCCCAUGGUGUACGCAAUCUGCACCAAACAUAACCAGAGGUAUGACUGUAUUGCUUUUUAAAAGGGGGGGGGGUAACAGUGCAAUUGAGAAGCACGUCUGCUUGCAACCUUAGGAGAUGCAUUUUUGUUGAAUUCUGUCACUGUCAAGGUGUGUGUGGGUGCUACACAAAGUUCAGCUGAAUUUCCAGCAGAUAUGAAAAAAGUGACUUCCCGUGAAGGCUAUGCAAGGAAGCUUAUUGCACAAUGAAAAAGUGUGUUUCAAGGUGCUGUUUUACUCUUGGUUCUUCACAGACCUCAGAUUACUGGCGCUACCUAGCUGCUCAGGUUUAGCAAUUUAUUAUUAUUAUUAUUACUAACUCACCGUUAGCUUAAUUGCUACCAAGUUAAGCCUUAUUUUCAUAUGUUAUUCUGUGUUUAGCUUCAUCUAUUGUUUACUUUUAGUUAACAUGCAAAGAAUAUGACCAGUGAGGCAAAUAUUAAAAUAUCUGCUCUGGC
Messenger RNA from Zootoca vivipara (common lizard), 3014 nucleotides. It is a transcript of the gene TNMD, whose product is annotated as tenomodulin. NCBI's taxonomy places the organism in Eukaryota, Metazoa, Chordata, Lepidosauria, Squamata, Lacertidae. The record is from RefSeq and is a predicted model, not a curated record. Gene Ontology annotation, biological process: negative regulation of angiogenesis; negative regulation of endothelial cell proliferation.